AUGGAGGAAGAGAGAAUAAUGCUGGCGAAGAAGUUGUUAGAAACGGUGAACGAGAUAUCCGGAAUAAACGAGUACCGGUCUCCUGUGAAGAGGCAGUAUUGCAAUUUGGCGCGGCGGUUGAAACUGUUGACUCCUUUGUUUGAAGAGAUUCGUGAUAGUAAAGAGGAGCUUCCUCCGGACUCGCUUCAAUCUCUAUCUGCUCUAACUCUCGCUCUUGAUUCCGCCAAGGAGUUGCUCAGAUUUGGCUGCGAUGGCAGCAAAAUUUAUCUCUUGCUAGAGAGAGACCAAAUCAAUAAAAAGUUUGAAGAAGUUACUACCAAAAUAGAAAACGCUCUUCGAGGAAUCUCUUAUGAGGAACUGGACAUCUCCGAUGAAGUUAAGGAACAGGUGGAGCUUGUUCUUGCUCAAUUUAGUAGAGCUAAGGGAAGGGUGGACUUGCCUGAUGCCGAGCUGUAUGAGGACCUAUUGUUUCUAUACAACAGAUCCAGUGAUUCCAGCGCGGACCCAAAUAUAUUGAGGAGAUUAGUUGAGAAGUUACACCUCAAAGGAAUAUCAGAUUUGACACAGGAGUCGCUAGCAUUGCAUGAAAUGGUUGCUGUCACGGGUGGAGAUCCAGAGGAGAGAAUUGAGAAAAUGUCAAUGGUAUUGAAAAAAAUCAAAGAUUUUGUACAAACAGAAAAUCCAAACAUGGAUGGAACUGGAAAUAGAAAACCUGAUCCUUCAAGUAGACAACAAGCUGCAGUGGGGAAUCACAAGCCUCCUGUAAUACCAGACGAUUUUCGAUGUCCGAUAUCACUAGAGUUGAUGGGAGAUCCUGUCAUUGUCUCCACGGGCCAGACUUAUGAGCGUAGCUGCAUCGAGAAAUGGUUAGAAGCAGGGCAUGGCACUUGCCCAAAAACUCAACAACCUCUCACCAGCACGGCACUUACACCAAACUAUGUCUUGCGCAGCCUUAUUGAACAAUGGUGUGAAGCGAAUGGAAUUGAACCCCCAAAACGGCCGAGUAGCUCUCGCCCCAGUAAAACUGCAUCUGCAUGUUCACCUGCUGAGCGCACUAAAAUUGAUUCACUUCUUCGUAAGCUCACAUCAAGUAACCCAGAAGACCAACGAUCUGCUGCUGGUGAGAUCCGGCUACUUGCCAAGCGCAAUGCUGAUAACCGUGUUGCUAUUGCUGAAGUUGGCGCCAUCCCAUUGCUCGUGAGUCUUUUAUCAACACCUGAUUCCCGUACUCAGGAGCAUGCAGUGACUGCACUUCUCAACCUAUCAAUAUGCGAAGACAAUAAAAGUAGGAUCAUCACUUCAGGUGCAGUGCCCGGUAUUGUUCUUGUACUCAAAAAAGGGAGCAUGGAAGCACGUGAGAAUGCUGCAGCUACCUUAUUUAGCCUAUCUGUAGUAGACGAGAACAAGGUUACGAUUGGUGCCUCUGGAGCUAUACCACCACUUGUCACUCUUCUAAGUGAAGGUACUCAACGGGGAAAGAAAGAUGCUGCGACAGCACUUUUUAACUUGUGCAUAUAUCAAGGUAACAAGGGAAAAGUAGUGAGGGCCGGAGUUGUACCCACACUGAUGCGUCUCCUUACAGAACCUCAGGGCGGUAUGGUAGAUGAAGCACUAGCCAUACUAGCAAUAUUGGCUAGUCAUCCUGAAGGGAAGGCCGCCAUUGGUGCCGCAGAAGCAGUCCCCGUUUUGGUAGAUGUUAUUGGAAAUGGGUCUCCCAGGAACAAAGAAAAUGCUGCUGCAGUGCUUGUGCACCUUUGCUCUGGUGACCAACAUUAUUUGGUUGAUGCUCAGGAACUUGGAGUGAUGGGCCAUUUACUUGAUUUAGCACAAAAUGGCACAGAACGUGGAAAACGGAAGGCCUCCCAGUUGCUUGAGCGGAUGAAUAGAUAUGUAGAGCAGCAAAAGCACGCUGCCCAGGUGCAAGCCGAGGCAGCUCAUACAGCUCCUCAACAAACGCAAAACAACCAGCUUUUGCGGCCGCCACAUCAUCACCCUUCGGUCAAUGCUGUUGAUACAUAG
This is a messenger RNA of Oldenlandia corymbosa var. corymbosa, 2019 nucleotides long. Lineage: Eukaryota; Viridiplantae; Streptophyta; Magnoliopsida; Gentianales; Rubiaceae. The record is from the annotation of a GenBank genome assembly.